GGUACGCGAGACUGUAGUCGCAAUAUAACGACGAUCUCGCAAGCGCCCGCAAGCAACAUGUUCAAGUUGAUCAUUUUCCUUGGCACCGUCGCCUACGCAUCCGCCGGCCUCUACUCCGGAUACGGCGGCUCUUAUGGCUACGGUGGUUACGGCUACGGCGGCUACGGCGGCUUGGGUCACGGUGGAGUAGCGGCGAUCGCACCUGCGCUCACAUACGCACACGCUCCAAUUGCCACCAGUUACGCCAAUACGUACAAGGUGGCGGUCGCCCCGUCCGUCGCUAAGUACAUCGCACCUGCCUACGCGAAGGUGGCGUACGCGCCCGUCACUAAGCUCGCUUACGCUACACCUGCUGUCACUUACGCGGCCCCGGCGGUCAGCUACGGCCACUACGGGUACACGAUUCCACCUUCUGUCUACACCGGCGCCCUCGGAUACGGACUCGGACACGGUCUUGGUUAUGGUUACGGCUACGGAAUCGGCCAUGGUGGCUACGGCGGAUACGGCGGAUACGGCGGAUACUAUCAUUAGAUUUGGAUUUCUUCGGCGAACUCGAUCGUGACGGCUGCGUACUCCGCCACCGACUCUGUCAUCAGCUGUGUACAUGAUGUUUAUAAUACACUUUCUCAUCUUUUACGCCGUCCCCGUUUCUUACCGCACGCAUUUCUCACUCCGCUCCGGCGUUCAAGUCCCCGCGAAGUCUUCGCGCGUGUUAACGGUUUAUUAUACAGGCGGUUUCCCACGGGUGAAACCGAAAAAUUCGGGUGCGAUUAUCAGCGAAUAACACGGGAAAUUUCGAGUGAUCGAUGAUUGACAAUUUGUAGAGGCUUCUUCAAUCAAUGACUCGACAGUUUGCGUGUUAUUUGCGAAAUGGUAUCGAAUACUUUUCUGCUCAGUUUCAUCCGUUCUAGUCGCACACCACGGGAACCGAGAUUAGUUUGGGACACCCUGUAUAAUAGUUUAUUAUUAGUAUAUAUUAAUAGUUGUUUGCUCGCAAAUGAAGAGGAAGUGAGGCAUCGAGGCUGAGGCGGGCAUCUGCGAACUUUGUUUACCGGGCCCGAUCGAUCUUCGUAGUCCUUUUACUUCAGCGUGGUAACUUGAAUUUCGAUUUUAUGUAACAACGCGUACGAGCUCGCUUUACGUAAUAACGCGCUCGCUUGAUGCAAUGUACGAUUGAAACUUGCCUGCUUGAUCUUUACGACACUUGAUCGCACGUUUCGAUAAGUACGGAUAAUAAUUAAAUAUUCCGAGGUGGGGUGGAACGUAAGAGAGGUUCUUCGAGUUCCUCUUCUUCUUCGAGCGCUUUCCCCGUCGACGAGUAAUUUCCCUUCGGAUAUUUUAUUAUUUAUGUGAAUGUCAGAUGAUUUACAUAGAUGUGUAAUUAUUUUAAAUAACUUUUUAAUCAGACACUCGCGAUCGUGAGGUGACGCUCACAACCUGUCUCGACGUAUGUAAUUACUAACUCCUCAGAGUAUCGCGCGACGAGAUUAUUCCGCCGGAUAAAAAUAAGGCUGCGCUAUCAGAAUGAUAUAUGCGACGAGUUAACCGCGCAAACUGUUUACAGAACAAUUUGACUUGGCCGUAAACGUUAACAUCUCUGUUCGAGGUAGAUCGAUGAAAGAGAUAUUCGGCAAAUUAUGCGUUCUCGUUUCACGCGAAUUUCAUUCGCACGGCGAUGCGGCGUCGACGAAUACAGGAUGUCUCAGAAUUAUCAAAUGCUCUUUCAAUCGUAAUUUCCUUAUUUAACUCGGACGGAGAGUCACUUUCUCUCUCUCUCUCUCUCUUAAUUUUACACUUCUUCGGAAACAAAUCGGAUUACAGUGCCAAAAUGAGAUGGUCAAAUUUACGAACAGGAGAUAUCGUCGCUUAUCCGUCUUUGAAAUCUGGUCAAAAGAGAAAAUCGCAGAUCCUUCAUUUUUUUCGAAGGACCUAAUUAUUUAUGAAAGCUGUCGAUGCAUUUUCGUCGAGGAUCAAAUUAACUCAACAUUCUCGUCUGUUUGUUCUAAAGUUUAUCCAGAGAAGAAAACGUUCCUUAUCUUUGCGCUCUUUAAUUACCCGUAAAAUUUAUCGACGUCAUUUCCGUCGAAGAUCAAAUCAAUUCAACAUGUCUGUUCCGAAUCCUACUCGGAAGAAAGAAACGUCCUUUAGCCACGCUUUUUAAUGAUAAAAGCAGCGGAUGCCCCGAAAUUUUCGUCAAGAAUUCGAUGUCGCUGUCUGAAGUUCACUCAGAGAAGAAAAUGUCUCUUAUCCACUCUCUCUGACUAUCAAAGCUGCGUCAGCGCCAGAAUAUUAGUCGUCGGGAAAAUCAAGUCAAUUCAACAUCGUCGUUUAUUUGUCCCGAGAUUGGUUUGGAGGAAGAGGCAUUCUUUAUCCACGCUCUUUAAUUGCGAAAGCUAUCGAUACGUAGACAUUAUCGCUGAGAAUUUGAAAAUCAACGUUGGAGUCGGAAGAAAUACUGCUGCAGUCGGAAGGACAUCCGGCGGCUUUGGGACGACCUGUACAUCAAGACGACGACCACCGUUAGCCGCGUUUCUCGGUUAUUCUUCUCGUCAUCGCCCUUCGCCGCGCACAGUGGCGAAAUUUGGUGAAAUAUUACGACGUCGUCGGCGGACAGUCGCUUAUUCAUUUAUUUACUCUCUCGCUUAUCCGUUGCACGCGAUCGUGCUCCAGAUUUAUUGGAACAGGGUCGUCGCCACUUUGACUCCACCCAGAGACCCAUUCUCGAUAAGACGAGACGAAGGACCGUCGAGAGCGAGAAGUGAAACGCGACGACGUCCUCGACGGUGAAACGUGCCGGAAAACGAAAAUGGAUUUUUCCUCCAUUUUCGGAGUCGAUGGCGAUCAAGUCGGCCCGGAAGACCUUUUCUCACUCUCGUCAUCCGCGAUAUACCAAGCCUUCCUAAUUGAAAGUCCAUGUCCGAGUUGAAAUUUUCAUGCAAUCAAUGAUGCUACUCCUUGACAUCGUGGCUUCUACGCUUCUAGCGAUAACUAAAUCAAUAAUUGAAAGAUCGGAACCUCUUAUUUGAACGCAUUCAUUCAUUUACGAGAUAUCCACGCAUACACGUCGUAAAACAGAAACCGAUAAGAAGGAUUCCGCUACUCGUACGGCCUCAGUCGAUGCAACGUGAUCAACGUGUCUCGUUUAUUUCGCGCUGUAAAGCGAAUAUAAACGCAAUAACGUAAUAGCACUAUCGUCGAGCAAGUAGCUCGUACCGAUUCCACUGAACGUGAACGUGACGUGGAUGUCCCAUCAAUUAUCGAAUGCCGCUCAGAGCGUGUUUAGCAAUGCAGUUCGUAAUGAGAGAGCCCGUGUUUCGCAACGAUCAAAUCACCUUGAUUUCGCCAAGUGACUUUGAGCGACGUCUCCGAGCGAUGAGCGAUGCCCGGUUGAUGAAGUAUAAGAAAGAACGACGGGAAGGUCGCGAAAGAAGGCGACUUUCUGCGUGUAUGUGCGUGUCAACCUUGCGAACUCGAUAUAUUAUUAUUAUUAUUAGUAUGUGUAUAUGUGUAUAUAUAUAUAUAUAUUCUCUAUCGUGUUACUGUUACUAUAUUACUCGUUACCAGCCGCUCUCCGUUUAACGUAAUGCGAGUCGAGAUAAGCAUCAUUUUGUCUCCUAAUUUCAUAUUCAAUGAGUGAGAGAAGUAGGAUGACGUUUCUGUCAACUUGCGUCAUCAAAUAAGGAACACACGCUAUAUUAUU
Messenger RNA from Dinoponera quadriceps, 3700 nucleotides. RefSeq names its product cuticle protein 64-like. Lineage: Eukaryota; Metazoa; Arthropoda; Insecta; Hymenoptera; Formicidae. The record is from RefSeq and is a predicted model, not a curated record. The transcript has 3 exons. Bases 58 to 531 code for a protein of 157 amino acids.